ACUGACUGUUUAUAUGUCAGAGAUGUAAACAGUUGAUCAACCGGGCUAGUCUGUUUAAACUUAUUAAUAAUCGAUAAAUAGUCGUGUGUAUACAUCAUUUAAAACAUAUUAUGAUCAAGUGUAUUUAAGAAUGGCAAACGACAAAACCGCACAUUGGAAAGAUUUACUGCGAAAAAGACUCGCCUCUGCGAAACCUGAUGGCAGAACAGAGGAGGAGAAGAAAGCAGAGGAAUCAGAAUUGUUCAGCAAGUAUUACACUGAAUGGAAAGGGGGUGAAAAAGGAGAAGAUGAUUCAUUUAAACACAUCCCACGCUUCUACUACAGGCUUCCUGCAGAAGAUGAAGUCUUAAUGCAGAAACUCAGAGAAGAAUCAAGGGCAGUGUUUCUCCAGAGAAAAAGCAGAGAACUACUGGACAAUGAAGAGUUACAAAAUCUUUGGUUUCUUCUUGAUAAGCAUCAAGUCCCGCCCACGACCGGUGAUGAAGCCAUGAUCAGUUAUGAGAGUUUCCUAAAGGUUGGAGAAAAAGCAGGCACCAAAUGCAAGCUUUUCUUCACCGCCAAAGUCUACGCCAAACUCCUUCAUAAUGAUCCAUAUGGGAGGAUAUCAAUUAUGCAGUUCUUCAACUAUGUCAUGAGAAAAGUAUGGCUGCACCAGACAAGGAUUGGUUUAAGUCUCUAUGAUGUUGCCGGUCAGGGUUAUCUGCGUGAGUCUGAUUUGGAGAACUACAUCCUAGAAUUAAUUCCUACACUCCCUCAACUGGAUGGCCUUGAGAAAUCCUUCUACUCGUUUUAUGUUUGCACUGCUGUCCGCAAGUUCUUCUUCUUCCUUGAUCCUCUACACACUGGGAAAAUCAAAAUUCAGGACAUCUUGGCUUGCAGUUUCUUGGAUGACCUGCUUGAGCUUCGAGACGAAGAGCUGUCAAAGGAAAGUCAGGAGUCCAACUGGUUCUCUGCACCUUCUGCUCUUCGAGUUUACGGUCAAUACCUCAACCUGGAUAAGGACCAUAAUGGGAUGCUCAGUAAGGAAGAGCUGUCUCGCUAUGGCACUGGAACACUGACUGGUGUUUUUCUCGACCGCGUCUACCAAGAAUGCUUAACCUAUGAUGGUGAAAUGGACUAUAAGACUUAUCUGGACUUUGUGCUGGCUCUAGAGAACAGGAAAGAGCCUGCAGCCCUCCAGUACAUCUUCAAACUCCUGGAUAUGGAGAACAAAGGCUAUCUCAAUGUGUUUGCCCUCAACUACUUCUUCAGAGCCAUUCAGGAACAAAUGAAAAUUCAUGGACAAGAGCCAGUUUCCUUCCAAGAUGUUAAGGAUGAAAUCUUUGAUAUGGUGAAACCCAAAGAUCCAUAUAAGAUCACGUUGCAGGAUCUGGUCAACAGCGGUCAGGGUGAUACCGUCUCUAGUAUCCUCAUCGACCUCAAUGGUUUCUGGACUUACGAGAACAGAGAAGUUCUGGUGGCCAACGACACCGACAGCAAUGCUGCCGAUUUAGACGACACAUGACGCCGCUUUGCAUAGUCACGCCACUGAGGAAAAACACACCGAAUUCCAGAGUUGUAUAUUGAAUUGUUUAUUAAGUAAUAUUAUGUAAAAAAAACAACCUGUAUUUUUUUCUUUCACCUACAUAAUAGAAAGGUAGGUGCGUUUUCACCGACAUAAUACAAAAUUAUUGUACACAAAUAAAUUAAACAGUCUCCAAAAUGAAA
Molecule: messenger RNA, 1707 nt
Organism: Danio aesculapii
Lineage: Eukaryota; Metazoa; Chordata; Actinopteri; Cypriniformes; Danionidae
Gene: ppp2r3c
Product: protein phosphatase 2, regulatory subunit B'', gamma
Exons: 13
Coding region: 131-1504 (457 amino acids)
Biological process (GO): regulation of dephosphorylation; microtubule cytoskeleton organization; cortical cytoskeleton organization
Cellular component (GO): centrosome; spindle
Source: RefSeq, a predicted model, not a curated record